CUCGAAACCAGUCAAGGUACCAGCGAGUGCAAGGCAAGUCCUUGAGAUGGGAUAGUUACACAUCAUCGCUGACUACCUUAGCUACAACCAAGACCACCAAUUCUCAAUCCUUUUUGACCUUCAGCGCCGUCGCCCAAAAUGUGGUUCUUUGGUAGCUUCCUCUACGUUUGUAUUCUACUCAUCAACGCCGUCGCUGUCCUCUCCGAAGAUCGUUUUCUCGCGCGCAUCAAUCUCUCUCCCGCUUCUUACGACCCUGCGUUCGGCGCUGGCCCCGAUGCCAGCGUCAAAGCCAAGAUCAUCAAUCUCAUCGCGAGUGUCCGAACCAUCAUGAGGAGUACGUUCAACGCCCAAACCCACGCCGCGCAAACAUAACGAGCUACUACUGCGCCUUCUGCAAUACGAGGAACUAACGUAGCAAUAGUGCCACUGAUCUUUGUCAAUUCCGUUAUCAUCCUUUAUGAGCUCAUACUUGGUUGAUUAGCGGGGUGCCACAAUACAAGGCGCAGCUGUAAAAAGAGGACACGGUAGACUUUUCUAGGCAUCAAUGGAGUCCGGCUAAUCUUGGAACUGGAGUUUUUGUUGUUGAUAUGAAUCACGGGAGACCAUGCGUGGGAGUACUACUCUUUGAUAUGGAUACGAUAUGGAACGAGACAGGACGAGAUGCGGAACCCUCUUCAUGAUAUAGUAGUGAAGGUAAUCUUAUUGCAUACGUGUAAUGCUGAACAUACACAUAAUGUUUCAGACGUUAUCUCCUCAGUUCGCUCAUAGGCGUCUUGUCUUGUUCAAAAUAUACCAAAAUAGCUAAAUGCACAAAGGCCUGUCUAAGCUUACGAGGGCUUUCGACCAGGACCUCCAGACACCUAUGUAUAAUACAACUGCCACGCUAUGGGUGGUCUUAUU
This is a messenger RNA of Fusarium odoratissimum NRRL 54006, 900 nucleotides long. RefSeq lists its product as uncharacterized. The transcript has 3 exons. Gene Ontology annotation, cellular component: endoplasmic reticulum membrane; COPII-coated ER to Golgi transport vesicle; Golgi membrane. Gene Ontology annotation, biological process: endoplasmic reticulum to Golgi vesicle-mediated transport. Bases 139 to 372 code for a protein of 77 amino acids. NCBI's taxonomy places the organism in Eukaryota, Fungi, Ascomycota, Sordariomycetes, Hypocreales, Nectriaceae. The record is from RefSeq and is a predicted model, not a curated record.